AUGCCAACUGGCAAAGGGGAAGAAUCAAAGCAUCGUUUAGCAGUUCCGUCCGCAAGCACCUCCAGAACUUCUCCGUCUCCAACAGCAGCCCUUAGAGUCGAAAGGGAAACAUCGUCCCGGACUAAAAGCGAAUCAUCCGCGUCCACGCCAAGGGGAACUGUUCAGGCACCUCUUAGUUCGAGGCCAAGUCCACUGAUAAAAAUCAGUCGCCUGCCAUCCAAAGCUAAAAGCGAAACAUCCCUGACCACUGCAGUCGGACGCACUAAGGCAACCAUUAGCACAAGAUCUAGUCCGAUUUCCACGCGAGCUAAUACAAAAACGGCCCAAAAUAUGACAGACGCGGCCUUAAUCAAGUUUAUUGCGGUCACUGAUCGGCUAAGUCAGUUUGAGGCAAAAAUAAACACUCCUGGAGGCUCUGACCCGUCUCUCUAUACGUGCCAGGUCCGUCGGGACCAAGUGCGAGCCUUGUGGGACAAGGUUGAAAAAGAGUACGAGGUCGGCUCAACAAUAAUCUCGGAAGCCGGUUCAAUGGAAACCAUUUCAGUUAUGCAGUCCAAGUACGACUAUUGUUACAUGGUAUAUGAGAGAUGCGCCGCUAAACUUAGCGAGCAAAUCGAUACCGCUAACGCCCAAAAUAGACCAUCCGCUCAGUCCACCAUUCCGACAUAUGUUCCCACCGGGUGUCGCUUACCUCCUUGCGACACUGAAAUCUUCAGCGGAGAUUACAUACGUUGGCCCACAUUUCGAGACCUCUUUACCGCAAUUUACAUAAAUAAUCCUAGGUUAUCAGAGGUCGAGAAAUUAUUCCAUCUCAAUGCGAAAACCAGCGGUGAGGCUCAGGCGAUUGUAUCGAAGUCACCUUUGACUAACGAUGGCUUCCGAUCAGCCUGGGCCAAUCUGACUGAGCGUUUUGAGAACCGAAAAUUGUUAGUCAACAGCCAGCUCAAGAUUCUUUUCAACCUGCAGCCAAUCUCCCAAGAGUCUGGGACGGCAAUUAAGGAACUUCAGAGCACCAUUCAAGGUUGCUUAACAGCUCUGGAGUUAUCCGAAAUCAACAUAGAAAACUGGGACUGUAUCCUCGUGUUCCUAUGUUCCUCCAAAUUACCCAAAUUAACACUCUCCUUAUGGGAACAGUCCAUCUCCAGAAAAAACGACAUCUCAUCUUGGCUUGAGAUGAACGCCUUUCUCUUAGAACGCUAUCGCACUCUCGAAGCGAUAGAAGAGCUUAAGCCAAGCGCAAAUACUCCAGCGCACUCCAGAAUUGUUCGAACAGAACCUCCUACCACUAGAAGGCUUAACUCAUUUGAGAAUAAGGUCGCUAACAAGCCGCAAGCCUGCAAAUUGUGCUCCAGGGAGAAUCACCCUAUCCGUCUGUGCCCACGAUUUCUCCAAAUGCCCGUCAGCGAACGGGCAACUUACAUCAAACAGCAAAAACUAUGUUUAAACUGUUUCGCUAGGGGUCAUCAGUUAAGGGAUUGCACAAGUGCUCACAAUUGUUUUACGUGCAAAGGUCGUCACAAUACGCUCUUGCAUCGUAGUGACACUCCACAAUUGAGCCCUACGGUAGUCUCCAUGCCACAAGCAACAGCUCCCUCCAAUCAAUCCAUACAGUCCACUCCAUCCCAACAAACGAAUGUUCACAAUUAUGUUGCAAUUAACACCCACGGUGUUCUCCUAAGCACGGCUGUUAUAUAUGUUCGCCAUUUGGGUGUAAAUUAUACAGCUCGUGCACUGAUCGACUCGGGAUCAGAGGCAACAUUUAUUUCCGAGCGACUCUUCCACCUGAUAAAGCUGCCGUAUAAAUCCGUACAGGCACAAGUAUCGGGAUUAAAUCAAGCUGUUGCAGCCCAGCCUCGCAAGCUCUGCCAUUUUAAUAUUGGCUCUCCUUCCAAGCCUCGUAUCCAAAUCGAAGCAUCAGCCUACGUCCUACCACAUUUGGCAGGGAAUCUACCAUCAUGUUCGAUCCCACAAAGUUUAUUGACAACCCUGCCAAAACUCCAGUUAGCGGACCCUAAUUUCCACAAGAGUUCGCAGAUAGAUGUGCUGAUUGGCGCUGAUAUCCUACCGUCCAUACUAACGGGCGGCUCCCAUCCUAAUAUAUGUGGCACGUUGCUGGGCCAGGAAACUAUUUUCGGGUGGAUUUUAACAGGCCCAGUUUCAAAGACCGCAUCCACCACAAUCUCGUCAUUCUCGACUCGAAUAUCUGUCUCUCAAGAAGAGCAGUUAGACGUCAUUCUCACAAAAUUUUGGGAGGUGGAGGACAUUCCAGUCAAACUGGUAAAGAGCUCCGACUCUUUUUGUGAGAGUAAUUUCAUCCGAACAACAACAAGGAACGAGAAUGGCAGAUAUGUAGUCACCCUACCUUUCCAAGAACCUAAUCACAUAGACUUAGGACAUUCAAGAUCUAUCGCACUAGCUCAGUUUCUAAAGAACGAGAAUCGUUUAAAAAGAAACCCUCCUUUGAAAGAGCAGUACGACUCCGUGAUUCGGGAGUACUUCGACUUAGGUCAUAUGACACAAGUCUCUCCAAACAGCAACCCCAAUAAUUUUUACUUGCCGCAUCAUGCUGUUUUUAAGCCCGACAGCACCACAACAAAGGUUCGCGUUGUGUUUAACGCCUCCAGCCCGUCUUCCAAUGGCAAAAGUCUAAAUGAUCAUCCUACACACGGGACCAGUACUCCAAUCCGAUUUGACGAUUCAGAUACUAAAGUGGCGAUUCUACCGCUACGUUUUCAAUGCCGAUAUAACUAA
This is a messenger RNA of Drosophila montana, 2751 nucleotides long. RefSeq lists its product as uncharacterized. The record is from RefSeq and is a predicted model, not a curated record. Lineage: Eukaryota; Metazoa; Arthropoda; Insecta; Diptera; Drosophilidae. The transcript has a single exon. Bases 1 to 2751 code for a protein of 916 amino acids.